This is a messenger RNA of Scylla paramamosain (green mud crab), 2932 nucleotides long. RefSeq lists its product as uncharacterized. The record is from RefSeq and is a predicted model, not a curated record. The transcript has a single exon. NCBI's taxonomy places the organism in Eukaryota, Metazoa, Arthropoda, Malacostraca, Decapoda, Portunidae. Bases 1134 to 2630 code for a protein of 498 amino acids. Gene Ontology annotation, biological process: DNA replication, removal of RNA primer. Gene Ontology annotation, molecular function: RNA-DNA hybrid ribonuclease activity; nucleic acid binding.
UCUUCUCCUUUUAGUGUUAUGGCUCCAAAAUCCCUUUAUCACUCAGGCACUGGGAUGAAGUACAGCACAGCAGCAGAUAAUACUUAUAUAAUACCAUUUUCCUUAUUAUUCACUCACUUAAUGCCUGUAAUGGCUUUUCCCAUGCCUGUACAAGGAAUAUCUUAGUAUGUUCAAUUAUUUUAUUGUUUUCUCUGUUAUUUUGUAGUCUUAGUGCUUUACAUAUCAUCCCCUCAGCUACGUCUUCCUCCUCUCGCUUUCUAAGCCACUCCUCUUCACCUACUAUUGCUAUUAUGGACUCUAUCAACUUGCUCCUCUGGUGUUCAUGCAUAUUGCAUUCUAUGAGAAAAUGUUCUAUUGUCUCCUGCCCUGUACAACAACAACGGAUUUAAUCCUGCUCAUCUCUGUUCCUCUGGCCUUCACCUCUAAUAUCUGGCCUUUACUAGCAGCUUGCUGGCCCAGUCUCCUGAGUGCCAGUGUAAUGCUGCAGGUUAUUCUUUCUUCCUGUAUCAUCUAAGGGUAGACUUGCCUUCCAUACCUAACUGCCACCUAGCUCUACCACCUAUUCUUUUCCUCAUCUUCAUUGUGAUCUUGUGCCAACCUUCUUCCAGGUUUUCUUUACGUUUCCAUCUUUCCAACUCUUUUCUAGGAUGAGUUUCCACCACCUUCUUUCAAAAUCAUUUUGGCUCAUCAAUUAUCAUUACGUUGUUCGAUUUUCUUGAGGAAUGUGAACUUUCUUUUUAGGAUCCUCUCCCCCCCAGUUGCGUCCUGCCCGCUGUGUCAGGACUCUAUUUUUUCCGCUCCGCUUGUUUACAUGAGUGGCUGCCCUCUAAAACAGAAAUCUGAAGUGGCUUUGAGUGAUCACGCCUACUCAGUGGCUACUGAGGGAGGUCUAGGCUCGAUUUGUCAACCCCAAAUAGGAGGCCUUGAUAGUUUAGACGACAAGGGCAAGCGACCCUGCCCAGGCCUCGUAACAGGGUGGUCGGCACGUGCUCCUCCCAGCAGGACAAAGCACCAUGCCCGCCGAGGAUCUUCUCGUGGUGGAAGACGGCUUAGCUUUCCCUGGAAGAUACAGAUAUUGUUGAGAACCCUCGACCCGCACCAUCUACCUAAGGCACAGAGACUCUGUCACCACAAUGCAGGACUCUCUCAACCUUCUGGCUGCCAAGUGUGAAGAACUCGGCUUCACCAUCUCCCACACCAAGACGAAGGCGAUGUCUCACACACGAUCCACUCCGCCUACCAAGAUGAGACUGCAGGGCCAGGAUUUAGAUUGGGUGGCCACCCAUCGAUAUCUUGGCGUCAUGGUUACCCGUAAUAACACCUGCAAAGCUGAGAUUCAGCAUUUGAAGGGCAAGUGCCGGGCCAGAAACAAGGUUUUGAAGGCGCUGUCAUGGCGUGGAAUGGGAGCAUCGGGCAGAGUUAUAAUGAGUGUCUACAAGUCUCUCGUGCGGUCACUCAUAGACUAUGCCAGCCCUGCUUUACUCAACAUGACAAGCAAUGAUGCUAAGGGCCUUGAAACCAUCCAAAAUGAGGCGUUAAGAAUAGCCCUGGGAGCCCCGAAGUGGACGAAGGUGGACAAUUUAAGGAGUGAGACACAGGUACCUCCGCUUACACAAAGAAUAAACACUGUGAUCGCCAACCUCCUUAUCAAGACUGCCAUCAGAGGCCACCCAGAUCACCUACACACACUUCUACACAACCACCGUGAGCAGGGGAACCAAGGCAGGUGGUUUAAACGAGCGGUGGAAGCCCUCGACAGCUCUGGGGUCACCUGGGGGACAUUACUCACCGCUGCCGCCCCUACCGAGGCUCAAAAUGCACCCCCGUGGGAAACGACAUGCAUCACCACCAUCAUCAACCCACCACGGAAAAAGAAAAUCCUGUGUGCAAUGGCAGAACUGCAGCAAGAAGGGUUCCAUACCAUAAGCGCCGCCCAGAGGGCACACACUGCUACAUACUUCACCGACGGAUCCACUGAUCCGGUGACAGGGCGGUCUGGGGCGGCGUAUGUAUGCAAGACCGACAAUGGGCGCGCGGCAGUCUCCGCCAUCACCACCACCGCCUCUGCUCGAACAACUGACUUCUCCUCCUCCACACAAACUGAAUUAGCUGCGAUAGUAAUGGCACUUGAACACGCCUACACCUACCACUGCCGGAAUGUACUUAUUGCCACGGACUCCAUGACUGCCAUUGCAGCGAUAAACAAGCAGGAUGGAGAAAACAUCACACAAACCCGAGUCAUCUGGAAAACAGCAAGAGCCAUCCACAAUGCGGGCAGAAGUGUCACUCUUGCGUGGAUACCAUCCCACGUGGGAAUCUCAGGAAAUGAAGAAGCGGACGCCCUCGCCAAACGGGCAGCCAGUGACGCAACGGUGGCCACAGUCAUCCCCAGGACGUUGAAUCAGCUGAGAGGAGCAGUGAAAGCCCACGCAGAGAGGCAGCGACAGCAGGAACAACACGACCAGGGGAGCGAGAGCGUCCGAUGGUUCCGCCAGAUUGCCGCAGGCUGCCCGCCCCCAGCCCGAAACUUCCCGAGCCGCCUGUGUGAGGUGGUGACAUACAGGAUACGUCUCGGGUACCCUUACCCGUGGCAACUCGGCUUCGCGACAUCGGAGGAGGAGACACGAUGACGACUGUGCGGUGCGCCGGAGGGACACAGUCUUGAACACUACCUGAGGGACUGUGCUCAUCCCUCACACCUCAGAAAACAGUGCCCCACACCUUCACCUACACUAUCCGAACUGGCAAACCACUUUAUUGCGAUUCUGCCACAAACAUUAAGGGAAUACCCGAAAUUUUGUGCAAUCAAAUGAGACAAGCACGUUUGUGAUAGUGCACUAACGAAUGGUGCCUCAAAUAAAACUAGUGCCUACAAAUGCUGUGAUUUUACAUUUAAUUUAUUUAUGUAAUCAAACAUCAUCCUGAUAAGACU